AUGAGCGGCAGCGGCAGCGGCAGCGGAGGCCGAACCUCGACGCUCAUGGACGAAGGCGGCGGCGGCGACGGGUACAGCCCCGCGGCGAUCGUGCUCACGCCCCCGUCUCCGAUGGGCGCGGACGGCGCCUCGCGAGCGCACAUCAUCGCGCUUCUUCAGCAGUCGCAGACGCGAUGGCUGAAGAACACGGAAGUCUGCGAUAUCCUUCUGAACCACAGGGCGUACGACUUCGUGCUGAGCCCGAACGCGCCGAUCCAGCCGUCGGCCGGAUCGCUGUUCCUGUUCGAUCGCAAAGUCGUGCGAUUCUUCCGCAAGGACGGGCACGAGUGGCAGAAGAAGAAAGACGGCAAGACCGUGCGGGAGACGCACGAGAAGCUGAAGAUGCUACUACGCCCAUCACGCGUCGGACGGGACGGCGUCGUGCUCGUGCACUACCUGAAAGUCACGCCCGGGAUGAAGACCGAGCGCGGCGGGCACGGCGGGGAUCUGUCGAAUUGGCCGGCGGGGGCGUAUCCGGGGCACGGAUUUCAGAAUUUAUUCGGCGGCGGCGACUCGGGCGGGACCACCGAUAGCGGGCUGUACGGCACCCUCAGCGGCACCUUCAGCGGCACCAUCAGCGGCGGCGGCACCUCAGGGGGAGCCUUCGGCUCCAGAGGCGGCUACUCGGACAUCGAGAUCGACGAGUCGGAUUUGAUGAUUCGAAGCGCGGGGUCUUCGCCGACGGUGUCUCAGAUGCGCGGCGCCGGCGGGUUCGGCGGACGCGUUGGACACGCGUACGCCUCGCAUCAAGGCGGGACGAGCGUGUACGCGUCUUCGCCCGCGGCGGCCGCCGCGCGCGCGGCGGCGCAGAUGCAGAUGCACGACGCGCGGCUCGGCAGACCCAUAACCAACGAUCCGCCGGCUAACGUCGACCGGUGGUGGAGCGGCCGAGGCGUCGGCACCGGCGACGACGACGAGUACGGCGUCAACGACCCGGAGCUCGAGGAGCUCCUGCGCGACAGCGACAUGGAGCUCGGCACCCCGCACGGCGGCGCGGGCGCUCCCGGCGGCGGUCAAGGACGACCGAACGAGCUGCACCAGUACCUCAUGAAUGAGAUCGGGUACGAAGGCGGAGGGAACGCGCCGCCGCCGCCGCCGCCGGGGAGCGACAACAUGCGACAGAAAUCGUGGGACUCCGGGCUGAGCCUGAGCGUGAGCGGUCUCACCGGGCUGCCGUCCGCGCCCGGGGAGGACAGCGUGCACAGCGGAACGAUCGCCGGCAGCCUUGGCGUCGGCGCGCCCGGCCACGGCCAAGCGCCGCCGCCGCACCCGCUCGCGGCGGCGGCGGCGGAGGCUGCCGCCGCCGCGGGGCCGGACAUCACGACGUCGUUCUUAUCCCCGACCCCAGCGCCUUCGUCGUCCGCGGACGACCUGUCCGGGCGCGGGGCCGACCGCUCGAGCGCGAUGCGCGGGGUGACGUCGUUGACGCAGAUCGAAGGAAAAAUCGCCGAUCUUCAGCAGACGUUGCUUCGCGUCGCGUCCAACGCGGUGCACACGAACGUCGAGCAGGUGGCGCGUCUGGAGGAGGACCUCAUCGCGCUCGAGCGCGGCGCGGAGGCGAUGAUGCCACGCGCGAUCGGGAGCGGGUCCGGAACCGGUGGCGGGAGCGGCGGCGGCGGGCCCGGGCGGGGAAGCAGGAAGCUGUUCGGGCGAGGAGGAGACGGCGCCGAGCACCACCGCCGCGGACGGUCGUUCGACGGCGGCGGCGGCGGCGGGCACAGAGCGGUCGCGCAGAGAAAACCGCCGCCGAUGCGAUGGGACGCGGACGACGACGGCGGCGAUAGCGGCGGCGCGGACGAAGAGGACGACGACGACGACGACGACGCGGAGAAAUCUGGGGACGACGGCGAGGACCCCCACGAGGGCUUGCUGUCGCCGUUGAAGAGCGCGGCGGCGGCGACGCGACGGCCCGGCGGCGCGGCGAACCGACGAAGCUACCCGCCCAGGCACGCGGCGCCGCCCGUGCCGAUCGCGUCCACGGCGCGCGGCGUGUCGCAGAGCGGCUCGGAGAUGGACGACGGCGCGACCGACGCGGACGACCGCGCGCCGUCCCCGGGGAUGGCGGCGGCGGCGAUGCGCGCGUCGUCGGCGCAAGCGGCGCAAUUCGCGCAGCGGUCCGCGCGCGCGCGCGCGCCGAUCGUCACCGUCCCGCCCACGUCGUCGAUCUUGUGGGAGAUUCACGACUUCUCUCCGGAGUGGGACGUCGAGAGCGGCGGCGCGAAGGUGAUCAUCUCCGGCGCCGCGCGCCCUGGGCUUCCGGAGGGGCUGCACCUGUGCUGCGUGUUCGGCGAGAUCGAAGUUCCCGCGGAGCAAAUCUCGCCGGGGGUGCUGCGAUGCCGCGCGCCGCCGCGCAGCGCGGGGCGCGUGCCCUUGUACAUCUCGUGCCUCGGCGGCGGGAAGCGCCCGGCGUCGGACAUCCGCACGUUCGAGUACAAGGAAACCUCCGGCGGCGGCGCGAAGGAUCGACGGACCGCGGAGGUGCGCCUCACGACGGGCGUCACCGAGCGGGAUUUCCAGCUGCGGCUCGUGCACUUGCUCAUCGGCGCGGACAGGAGCUCGGUGAGGGACCGAAGCAGCGCCGGCGGCGGCGGUGGCGGCGGCGGUGGCGGCGGCAGCGGCGGUGGCGGCGGUGGCGGCGGAUCCGGAUCUGGCGGCGGCAACGACAGCGCCGCCGGCGGCGGCGGCGGCAACGGCGGCAGCGGCGGCGGCAGCGGCAGCGGCGGCAGCAGCAACGACGGCGGCGGCGCGCCCGGCGCCUCGGCGAACAUCACGCCCGCGCCCGCGAACCCGAGCCCGAACCCGAACCCGGGCGCGUCGUUCGCGCGCAAAUCCGUCGCCGCGCUCGCGUCCCCCGGGACGUCCCUCGCGGACCCGCUGGCGUCGCUCUUCUCCGCCUCUCCGGGCGCCGCCGACGACCUCACCGACGAGGACGUCUCGCGCGUGUUUAAAACCGCGCUCGAGGCGCGCCUGCGCCACGCCAUCUCCGCGGAAGCGAAGCGUCACCGCGUCGUGACGACCGGCGUCGUCCCUAACCCCGGGUACGUGCUCCCUCGAAGCGCGUAUCACCGCAUAGACAGCGGCGGGAUGGGUUUAAUCCACUGCGUCGCCGCGCUCGGGAUGAGCUGGGCGAUUCCAGCGAUGGUUCGCACCGGCUGCGAGGUGAACCAACCGGACCGACGCGCGCGAACGGCGUUGCACUGGGCCGCCGCGAAAGGCCACGAAGACACCGUCGCGUGUUUGCUCGCGGAGGGUGCGAACAUCCGCGCGACCGCGCGGUGGGGCGCGGGCGGGUACACCGCCGCGGACCUCGCAGCCGCGCUCGGCCACGGCGGCAUCGCAGCGUACAUCUCUGAGGUGCGUUCUACACACUGGUUCCCAUACGACCCCGUCGCCGUGGUGAACGCCGAUCCUUAA
Micromonas pusilla CCMP1545 is the source of this 3453-nucleotide messenger RNA. Its product is annotated as camta-like transcriptional regulator. Gene Ontology annotation, cellular component: nucleus. Gene Ontology annotation, biological process: regulation of transcription by RNA polymerase II. The coding region runs from base 1 to 3453 and encodes 1150 amino acids. The record is from RefSeq and is a predicted model, not a curated record. Lineage: Eukaryota; Viridiplantae; Chlorophyta; Mamiellophyceae; Mamiellales; Mamiellaceae. The transcript has 4 exons. Gene Ontology annotation, molecular function: transcription coregulator activity; protein binding; double-stranded DNA binding.